AUGAACCCUUCAUCAACUCUCAAACCUUCUUCCCAUUCUUCUCUCAUUCCAUUACCCUUCUCACUCUCUUCAUCCUCCAAACGACGCCGUUUCAAAGUCUCAUUCCAUCGUUCUUCUUCUUCAUCUUCCGUUCCUUCGCCGGUCUCCAAAGACCUCACCGGAAUCGAAAACGUUGUAGACAAGCUAUCUCCGCCACUCCGCCUCGCUACAUCUGCUGUUGUUAUUGCUGGCGCUGUAGCCGCUGGGUUCAGUCUCGGUUCCAAGUUCGGUGGAAGUCGAAAUGCUGCCGUUGGAGGUGCCGUUGCUUUGGGCGUUGCUGGUGGUGCUGCUGCGUACGCGUUGAACGCGGUUGCUCCUCAAGUUGCUGCUGUGAAUUUGCAUAAUCAUGUUGUUGGACUUGAUCAUCCUUCCUUGUUGAAGAAUGAAGACAUUGUUGGAAUCGCCAAUAGGUAUGGCGUGAAAAAGCAGGAUGAAGUAUUUAAAGCAGAGAUUUGUGAUAUAUAUAGACAGUUUGUGUCGUCUGUGCUUCCUCCUGGUGGUGAGGAGCUUAAAGGUGAUGAGGCUGAUAGGAUUAUCAGCUUUAAGAAUUCCUUAGGAAUUGAUGAUCCUGAUGCAGCUGAUAUUCAUAUAGAGGUUGGUAGGAAAAUUUUCAGGCUAAGGCUUGAAGUUGGAGACCGUGAAGCGGAUAUUGAGCAACGCAGGGCAUUUCAGAAGUUGAUUUUUGUGUCAUAUCUUGUUUUUGGGGAAGCAUCAUCAUUCCUUCUACCUUGGAAGCGUAUUUUCCAGUUCACCGAAUCGCAGGUUGAAGUAGCUAUACGCGACAAUGCGCAGCGAUUGUAUGCAUCCAAGCUGAAAUCCGUUGGCAGAGAUAUUGAUGGAGAAAACCUUGUUACACUUAGAGAAGCUCAACGUUUGUAUCGGCUAUCCGAUCAGCUUGCUGAAAGCUUGUUCAAGGAGCAUACAAUGAAAUUGAUUGCUGAAAAUAUUUCAGUAGCACUUGGUAUACUUAAAUCCCGCACAAGAGUUGUUCCUGGAGUUACCCGAGUGGUAGAGGAGCUUGAUAAGAUAUUGGCAUUUAAUAAUUUACUCACCUCAUUAAAGAAUCAUGCGGAUGUGGAUCGCUUUGCCCGAGGUGUUGGUCCAGUUUCUUUGCAUGGUGGUCAAUACGAAGGUGAUAGAAGGAUAGGGGACUUGAAACUCCUUUACAGAGCAUAUGUGACAGAUGCUUUGGCUAGUGGUCGCAUAGAAGAUAAUAAGCUUUCUGCACUAACUCAGUUGAGGAAUAUAUUUGGAAUGAGUAAACGCGAAGCAGAAGAAAUUACAAUUGAUGUUACAUCCAAAGUAUAUCGCAAACACCUUGCAAAGGCUUUUUCAGGUGGUGAAUUAGAAAAGGCAGAUAGCAAAGCAGCAUUCCUUCAAAAUUUGUGUGAUGAAUUGCACUUUGAUCCACAAAAAGCCUGUAAAAUUCACGAAGAAAUUUACCGCCAAAAGCUUCAGCACUUGAUGGUUGAUGGGGAGCUCACUGAGGAGGAUGCUACUGCUUUGUUGAGAUUGCGUGUAAUGCUCUGUAUUCCUCAAGACACUGUUGAAGCUGCUCACUCAGAUAUCUGUGGUAGUUUGUUUGGAAAGGUUGUCAUGGAAGCAAUUGAAUCAGGGGUUGAUGGAUAUGAUGCUGAAAUUAAGAAAUCAGUAAGAAAAGCAGCACAUGGUUUGCAACUAACCAGGGAAAUUGCUAUGUCUAUUGCAAGCAAGGCCGUAAGGAAGAUGUUUAUUACUUACAUAAAACGUGCACGAACUGCUGAAGAUUCCAAGGAGUCUGCGAAAGAACUCAAGAAGCUGAUAGCUUUCAACACUUUGGUUGUGACAGAGUUGGUGAAGGACAUUAAAGGGGAGUCAGAUGAUGUAUCAACCGAAGAGCUUGAAAUAGAGGGUGUGACAAAAACUGAAGACGAAGAAUGGGAUUCUCUUCCGACACUCCGGAAAACAAACCCAGACAAAGAACUUUUAAAAAAGAUGGGGAAGCCUGGUCAGACGGAAAUUACUCUUAAAGAUGACCUUCCACUAAGAGAUAGGACUGAUCUUUACCAGACAUACUUGCUUUAUUGCCUAACUGGUGAUGUGACAAAGAUUCCAUUUGGUGCCCAGAUCACUAAAAAGAAGAAUGAUUCAGAAUAUAUUAUUCUAAACCAGCUUGGUGGGAUUCUCGGUUUGAGUGGUAAAGAUAUAGUGGAUGUACAUAGAAGUCUUGCAGAGAAAGCUUUUAAGCAACAAGCUGAGGUGAUUUUAGCUGAUGGACAGUUGACGAAGGCCAAGGUGGAGCAACUUAAUAAUCUGCAGAAGGAAGUAGGCUUACCCGAAGAAUAUGCGCAGAAGGUAAUCAAGAGUAUAACCACUACCAAAAUGGCAGCUGCCAUUGAAACUGCAGUGACACAAGGACGGCUGAAUAUCAAGCAGAUAAGAGAACUUAAGGAAGCUGGUGUUGAUUUAGACAACAUGGUAUCAAAGAACAUGAGAGAGUUGCUCUUCAAAAAAACUGUUGGUGAUAUUUUCUCAUCAGGCACUGGAGAAUUUGACGAGGAAGAAGUAUAUGAAAAUAUCCCAUCAGAUCUCAACAUUAGUAAAGAGAAAUCCAGAGUUGUUGUCCAGCAGCUCGCACAAACUAGGUUAUCAAAUUCACUCAUUCAGGCUGUGGCAUUAUUAAGACAGAAAAAUCGUAAAGGGGUGGUUUCUUCACUCAAUGAUAUGCUGGCUUGCGACAAAGCAAUACCCUCACCACCACUAUCAUGGGAAUUGCCAGAGGAGCUUGCUGAUCUUUACACCAUAUUCUUGAAAAGUAGUCCAUCUUCUGAAAAAUUGACACGUAUGCAAUUUCUUUUGGGCAUACAUGAUUCAACCGCAGAUGCUCUCCGGGAGAUGGGAGAUAGAUUAAUUAAUACUGCAGUGGAGGAAGAAGAGUUUGCAUUCUGA
Molecule: messenger RNA, 2967 nt
Organism: Vicia faba (fava bean)
Lineage: Eukaryota; Viridiplantae; Streptophyta; Magnoliopsida; Fabales; Fabaceae
Source: the annotation of a GenBank genome assembly